AUGCCGAACGUCCUCUCCAAGCUUGCAUUGUCGCAAUGGAGUGCAAUGGCUCCCAUGCUAAAGCAAUGGGCCUCUUUAUACCUUAAGCACAGAGACACUAUACGACGAGUCUUGUUGCUCUUGUUUGUGGUGCGCUCCUUCCUAUCUAUUCGCAAAUCCAUCCGCUUGUUCAAGAAAGAGACCAACAAGCCUACCAAACCACGAUUGGAUACAACCACACCUGCAACGGAUGAGAAGAAGAAACGCAAAGUGGAGGUGGAUAUGGCCUUUUUCAAACAAAUCCAACGUCUUUUACGUAUUGUGAUGCCAGGUGUACGUUCCAAGGAAUUCUGGAUGCUGGUCGUUCAUUCCUUCUUUUUGGUAUUCCGAACCGUUUUAUCAGUCUAUGUUGCAUCUUUGGAUGGUCGCAUUGUUAGUGCGUUGGUACGGGGCAAAUUGAAGGAAUUUAUGCUCGGCAUCGGUUGGUGGAUGACCGUUGCUAUUCCGGCCACUUACACAAAUAGCAUGUUGUCUUACAUGCAAAGCAAACUGGCAUUGGCAUUCCGCACACGGCUGACACACCAUAUCCAUGAACAAUACUUGAGCGACAUGACGUUUUAUGCAGUGGGCAACUUGGAUGACCGUAUCAAGAACGCCGAUCAAUGCAUCACCGUUGAUACGAUGAAAUUCAGCAAUUCACUCGCCGAGCUGUACUCGAAUCUUGCCAAACCCAUCCUGGAUGUGUUCAUUUACAAUUACCAGCUUACACGCAGCGUUGGAUUUGAAGCUGUGGUGCUGGGUAGUGUGAUCAUCAACUUGUCUUCAGCCACCAUGCGUCGCUAUACACCCUCCUUUGGUAAAAUGGUUGCUGAGGAACAACGAUUGGAAGGUGAAUUCCGCUUUGGCCAUUCGCGUGUGAUUGAAAAUGCCGAAGAGAUCGCCUUGUUUGAUGGUGAACAUGUGGAAAAGGGCAUUCUUGAUCAACGUUAUUACGCUCUCAUCAAACACGUCAACCGCAUUUUCCGCCUAAGAGUCCCACACGGCAUGCUUGAAGAUUUUGUCAUCAAGUACUUUUGGGGUGCAUGUGGAUUGGUCUUGUGCUCUGUACCCGUUUUCUUCAAGGUGCCUGGCAUCUCGGCCAUUGGAGAUAUUGGCGGUCGUACCGAAGGCUUUGUCACCAAUCGCCGUUUGCUCAUGAGUUCAUCCGAUGCUGUUGGUCGUAUCAUGUACGCCUAUAAGGAAAUCACCGAACUGGCUGGCUACACGAGUCGUGUAACGGAUCUUUUGGAUGUGUUUGAAGAUGUCAAGGCGGGUCGAUACCAAAAGCGACUUGUCUCAUCCGUUUCAACGGAUGCCAAUGCAAAGAUGCUGGAAGGUCGUGGUGUCAUUGAACAAAGCGAGAAUAUCGAGUUCAUCAAUGUGCCUAUCAUCAGUCCCAAUGGAGAUGUUCUUAUUCCACAACUCACUUUCCACGUCAAGCCUGGCAUGCACUUGUUGAUCGUUGGCCCCAAUGGUUGUGGCAAAUCAUCCUUGUUCCGUAUCUUGGGCGGCCUGUGGCCCGUCUAUGGUGGUACCCUUCACAAACCCCAUUAUCGUGACAUUUUCUAUAUCCCUCAACGACCAUACCUUUCCUUGGGCACUCUCCGAGACCAAAUCCUAUAUCCCGAUACGCUUGAAGAUAUGAAGAAACGUAAUGUCACCGACGACGACCUUUCAAAGAUCCUCAAAGUUGUGCAAAUCGAACACAUUGUUGAGCGCGAAGGAGGUUGGGAUGCUGAAAAAGAAUGGGCCAUUGCUCUUUCAGGAGGUGAUAAGCAGCGUAUUGCUAUGGCUCGUCUCUUUUACCACUCUCCUCGCUAUGCUAUCCUUGACGAAUGCACCAGUGCUGUCAGUAUGGAUAUUGAAAAGAUCAUGUAUACUCAUGCUACAGAUCUCGGCAUUUCCUUGUUGACAGUGUCUCAUCGGCCUUCCCUUUGGCAAUAUCACAACUUCAUCCUUCAAUACGAUGGACAAGGCGGUUACGUAUUUACCAAGCUGGACGCACAAAAACGUCUUGCUUUACAGGAGGAAAAGAAUGCUAUCGAACAAAAGCUGAUAGAAGUGCCAAAAAUGCAAUUACGUCUGCAAGAGCUCAAGGAGAUGCAACAGCAUGCAGCAGCAGCGAAAGCAUAA
Lichtheimia ornata is the source of this 2151-nucleotide messenger RNA. RefSeq lists its product as uncharacterized. Gene Ontology annotation, cellular component: peroxisomal membrane. The coding region runs from base 1 to 2151 and encodes 716 amino acids. Gene Ontology annotation, biological process: fatty acid beta-oxidation; long-chain fatty acid import into peroxisome; very long-chain fatty acid catabolic process. Gene Ontology annotation, molecular function: ATP binding; ABC-type transporter activity; ATP hydrolysis activity. Lineage: Eukaryota; Fungi; Mucoromycota; Mucoromycetes; Mucorales; Lichtheimiaceae. The record is from RefSeq and is a predicted model, not a curated record. The transcript is spliced from 12 exons.